Chaetomium strumarium is the source of this 591-nucleotide messenger RNA. RefSeq lists its product as uncharacterized. NCBI's taxonomy places the organism in Eukaryota, Fungi, Ascomycota, Sordariomycetes, Sordariales, Chaetomiaceae. The transcript has 6 exons. The coding region runs from base 1 to 591 and encodes 196 amino acids. The record is from RefSeq and is a predicted model, not a curated record.
AUGUUGUACCAAGGCAGGCAAAGUGCGCGGCCAACGUCCAUCAGGCAGACCACUCUCGACCUGCAGCUCACCUGUUGCGUCGCCGCAGUGAGCCAGGCAGAAGGGCAGCCGAGGUCCUUGCAUUAUGGGAUAGUCAAUCAAAAGAGCAAGGCAGCAUUAACUACAUACGUAGUGACCUAUUUGACUCCUGCGAAAGCGUCGCUCUUCCGGGAGCGCACGAAGUGGACUGAGGGCGAGACGAAAAGCAGCCAUUGGGGCUCCUUUCGCUGGGUUCACAACAUUUCGGACAAGAUCAACGUGAGCGCUCGCACGGCGCAGCAGAACCAGUCAUCGAUACUACUGUACCAUAACACAGAGGAAUGCGCCGGGCCACUGGCUCCGGGCCUCCGGGGGAAGCUUGGGAGCGAUCGAGAUGUAUUGACCCUCGAAGACUCCACCACUGUCUCACAAGCCCAAUCUGGCCGAUCAGCACUUCAUCGUGAUAAGUCCGUCGCCUAUGUGAGGGAAGGUGAUAGUGGCGCCGCCGUGCUGCUCGACGAAACCUUGGCUGUGUGCAAGGCCACCACGUUGGGCCUGGAGUUGCCUCCGUAA